CGAAAAUUUACAUACGGUUAGCCUAAAUUUUCACUCGGGCUACUCGCCCGUCCAGUAUUCCGUAUAAAUAUAGAUGUGACGCUGAAUCGAAGACUUGUGUGAAAGUGUACGCCGCCUUGGUAGGAAGUGUAUUGUCUACCGAUUGAACCCGCUGGCUUCUUAUAUUCAGUGGCCGGCGCGCGGCUUAGUUACAAACUACUAUCGUGUGCAACCGGGGAAGAAUCAUAGUGUUCUCGGUGAUAAUGUGGAUUCGCUCGUUAGUUUGCAUGCUCGUCCUGGCCGCGGUGGCGCGUAGCAUCAAUUGCGAGGCAGAUGCACAACCAGCAGCAGUUGCGGACAAUCAGAAUGUUACCUUGAAUGGUACAUUGGCUGACGCGACGUCAGUGGACGACAAAAAUUUUUGGGAAUGGCUAUAUGGUAUCAUAGGUGCGCCGGUGCUGACAACAACUCAAUCUCCGCCGCCAAUGAACGAGAUUAAAAAAUGCAUGCCUUGCCAAUGCGGGUUGACAAAUACACAAAGGCGUAUAGUGGGCGGCACGGAGACAAAAGUGAAUCAAUAUCCAUGGAUGGUCUUGAUGAUGUUUAGAGGACGAUUCUACUGCGGUGGAUCGGUUAUAAAUUCCCGCUAUGUAGUAACUGCCGCACACUGCGUUGACAGGUUUGACCCGAGUCUCAUGUCGGUUCGAAUAUUGGAGCACAAUCAGAACUCCACCACAGAAGCCGAGACGCAAACGUUUAAGGUCGAGAGCGUGAUGAAACACAGUGGUUAUUCAACGUACAACUACAACAACGACAUCGCGUUGGUCAGAUUAACCGAGCCCAUUGAUUUUAAGGGAAACAUGAGGCCUGUAUGCCUGCCAGAAAGAGAGAAAUCUUUCGCCGGCGCGACCGGUGUGGUGACCGGAUGGGGCGCGAUCCAAGAAUCCGGCCCGACGUCCCAAACUCUUCAGGAGGUCAUGGUGCCGAUUUUAUCGAACAACGAAUGUCGCAAUACUAAAUAUCCGGCGCGAAGGAUCACGGACAACAUGCUCUGUGCUGGUUACAAAGAGGGAAGCAAGGAUUCGUGUCAGGGUGACAGCGGUGGUCCAUUACACAUCGCCAACGACAACAACUAUCAUUUAGUCGGAGUCGUGUCCUGGGGCGAAGGUUGCGCGAGACCCGGUUAUCCAGGCGUUUACACCAGAGUGAACCGGUACCUGACAUGGAUCAGCCGCAACACUAUGGAUGCUUGCUAUUGUUGAUUCGAUAUGCGCCAAGGAAG
Messenger RNA from Megalopta genalis, 1261 nucleotides. Its product is annotated as trypsin-1. The record is from RefSeq and is a predicted model, not a curated record. NCBI's taxonomy places the organism in Eukaryota, Metazoa, Arthropoda, Insecta, Hymenoptera, Halictidae. Gene Ontology annotation, biological process: proteolysis. Gene Ontology annotation, molecular function: serine-type endopeptidase activity.